Messenger RNA from Verticillium dahliae VdLs.17, 1698 nucleotides. RefSeq lists its product as uncharacterized. Gene Ontology annotation, biological process: chromatin remodeling; regulation of transcription by RNA polymerase II. Gene Ontology annotation, cellular component: nuclear chromosome; nucleus; RSC-type complex. The record is from RefSeq and is a predicted model, not a curated record. Bases 1 to 1698 code for a protein of 565 amino acids. The transcript has 3 exons. Lineage: Eukaryota; Fungi; Ascomycota; Sordariomycetes; Glomerellales; Plectosphaerellaceae. Gene Ontology annotation, molecular function: transcription coregulator activity.
AUGAAAACAACGAGACAAAAACCCCAGGCGUUCCAAUCGUCGUACGCGCCGCGACUCCGUAUCUACAAUAAUUCCCUCCUCACACCGGCAGUCGCGCCAUCGGCACCCACGGGACCCUUGUCACGAAUGACGAAGCGCGGCACCACCAUCAUCAACUACGCCGAAGAUGGAUAUGAUGAGAUUGACGACGACGAUGACGAUACGAGGCGCCGUCCCACGGGACUGCGAAGCUUGAGGAGGGGGGAGGAUCUCGCCAACAGGCAGGACGCACCAGAACGAGUCGCCAAGGAGACGCUGGAGCCUGUCGAGGUCCAAGGCGUGUCGCGAGAAUGGUUCGCCAAAGGUCGCUUCACGCGAAGUGACCAGCAAAACUCGGCCCAAGCUCUCCUACCCUUGACGCUGGUUCCCAUACGCAUCGACGUCGACAUACCCGCCUACGUCCCCGCGGCGCCCUGGGCGGCCAUUCCGGGCGUCGACACUACGCUCCCGCAGUUUCGACCGCAGGAGCUGACGCCUCCCUUCCGCCUGCGCGACAUUUUCAUGUGGAACCUUCACGAGGCCGUCAUGACGACCGAUUACUUUGCGCAGAUUCUGGUCCAGGACCUCGAUCUUCCAAACAGGCAACAGGUGGUGUCGGAAAUCAGCAAACAGAUUCGCACCCAACUGGAGGAGUAUGCUGGUGUCGCGCUACACCCUCUUUUUCACACCCAGCCGAGUAACAAUCUGCCUGCCGGGACCCCGAAACCCCUUCUUCUGAACCGAGACGACUCGGCGACCCCCACACCUCUCGCCCGCGCGACGAGCGGUGCCAACACGCCUCUACAGAACGGAGGCCUUGCCACACCUUCGUUAUUGAAGAAUGUCAAGGCCCUGCCUGACGUGACGGCCGCCGCGACCCCCAUCACCCCGGAAUCCGAAGACUACAACCCGGACGAUACCUACCGAUGCAUCGUCAACCUCAACAUCAACUUGUCCUCGACUCUCUACACAGACAAAUUUGAGUGGUCUUUGCUCCACCCGCCCGGAACCGCCGAGGCGUUUGCCAAGCAGACCUGCGCGGAUCUGGGACUGGCGGGCGAGUGGGUUGCUGCCAUGACGCAUGCCAUCUACGAGGCCGUGCUGCGGCUCAAGAAGGAAGCCUGCGAGGCUGGCGGCUUGGUCGGCGGCUGGGGAGCGCAGAGCGAGAUUGCCAACGACGCCGCCCACGGGGCCGAAGCUGGUUGGCGAUAUGACCCUGAAAGCCUGGCCGACGAGUGGGAGCCCAAGAUUGAGAUUCUCACCAAGGAGGACAUUGAGAAGAGGGAAGGUGACCGCGAGCGGCAAAUCCGCCGCCUGCGGCGCGAGACGGCCCGCUUCAGCUCUACGACAGGUCUCGUGGGCGGUAUUCCCUUCUCUGGCUUCGGCGGCAUCGUCGAUGCGGAAGAGGAGCGCAUGGGCAGAGGCGAGCGGUCCAAGAAGAAGAAGCGGUUCCGCAGUCUGAGCCCACUCGGUCGCUCGGGCACGCCAGGCGGCCGCGAGAGGUUGGCGUGGAAGUGCUAUCACUGUCACAUGCCAGGAACCAGCGUCUGGGCUGUACGAGACGGCCCGACGGCGCCAAGAUCUCUAUGCCACAACUGUGGUCUUCUGUACGAGCGAGACCGCGUCCUUCCCCGUCAGACUAGGCAUCUGCACUCAUCAGCCAACGCGCGCAUGGGAUAG